AUGUUUGUGCUACCGCCUCCGCCGAGGUACCCUACGCAGGCAGCGUAUAAUGCCGCUGUCGCUGCCGGCCAUGCAACACCUAUGAUCGAGACCAAUAAUAUACUGUCAAAUCCCGAAGACCAAUUUUUAGCCGGAGAAGGAACAUAUGUGCUUAAAGAAGAUCUACUCCUUGCGACACCACCACCCCAUCCUUCCGAAGCACCGGUUCUCAAUCCCAAUCCUUUAGCCACGACACCGCAGCCAGCUACAGCCGGAACCAAGAUCUCAAUCCUUAGCCUUGAAACACGACCACCACCUCCAGCUCUCUUUAAGCUUACUCCAACGACUACCACCCUAUCACCGAGUAUCGCCGAGCACCCGAGUGAGGGACGUUACUCCAACGAUGCCAAGCUAAGCAGUGAUGGAGAGGGGAGAGGCACAUCCCUUAGUGAUGGCGGGCCGUCGACAUCUGCUACUGCCAUCUCGGCGCCAGCCUUUGGGGAUGGCAAUGCUUUACUUGCGCCAGAGAAAACCAAAGAUCCUAACAAGCGGCGCAAACCGAAAAAUAAUAUGACCAAGAGUAACUCGUCCUUUAUAUCAAGGGUCAUUAUUAAUGAGGCUUUCUCCAAGAAGUUAGCCGACCGACCAAGUGACGGACUAUUUGCCUUUGCGAACAUUAAUCGUGCAUUUCAAUGGCUAGAUCUCUCGUCUCCCACAAAGGCUGAUUACCUAACUAAAAUUCUCUUUACUAAAGCGCAUUGCUUAAGCCACGAUGUGAACUUAGUCACCAAGAGUUCGACUCAUAUUGAUAUUAUCAUGGGCUUCUCGACAGGUGAAAUCAUAUGGUGGGAGCCCAUGUCCCAACGAUAUACUAGACUAAAUAAAAAUGGUGUCAUUAACAAGACGCCUGUUUCCCAAAUCCGAUGGAUACCAGGAGCAGAAAACCUAUUUCUCGCUGGACAUAUGGACGGCUCCUUAGUUGUCUAUGACAAGGAGAAAGAGGAUGCGAUCUUCAAUGCCGAGGAGGAAGGGACUCAAUCUAAUGGGGACGUUUCGGCUCCUAAAUGUGUCGACCACUUUAAAGAGAUUAAUGUGUUCAAGUCUGUUCAUUCUAGAAAUCAGAAAAGCAAUCCCGUGGCUGUAUGGAAAUUGUCGAAUCAGCGGAUCAAUGCUUUUGAAUUCUCGCCCGACAACCGUCAUCUUGCGGUAGUUUCCGAAGAUGGCACGAUGCGAAUUAUUGAUUAUCUUAAAGAAGAACUUCUUGGGGUAUACAAUGCCUAUUACGGUGGAUUUACGUGCGUAUGUUGGUCUCCCGACGGCAAAUACGUCCUCACCGGAGGACAAGACGACCUGAUCUCAAUCUGGUGUCCCUCAGAAACGACACUCAUAGCGCGAUGCCAGGGUCAUCAGUCGUGGGUGACAUCUGUUGCAUUCGAUCCUUGGAGAUGCGAUGAGAGAAACUAUCGCUUUGGUAGCGUGGGUGAAGAUUGUCGUUUAUGCCUCUGGGAUUUUAACGUCGGGAUGUUACAUAAACCAAAAGUAACAUCAAGUCGACAGCGUGGCUCUAUCUCUUCUCGACUUCCCGCAUCACAGCGAGCCGAAACCCAGAGCGUUGCGACCGAUAGGAUACGGUCGGAUUCUGUUGUUUCGGCAUUGCUAGACGCGGAGGAAAAUGCGAUUAACCAUCCGGUGGAACCACGAUCGCGAACGGCGAUAUUGCCGCCAGUGUUGACGAAGGUAGCGGAUAAGCACCCCCUUAGCUGGAUCGAAUUCACUGAAGAUGCUAUCGUCGUCACAUCAGAACUUGGAAUCGGCCGUCAGACUCUCUAG
Molecule: messenger RNA, 1809 nt
Organism: Annulohypoxylon maeteangense
Lineage: Eukaryota; Fungi; Ascomycota; Sordariomycetes; Xylariales; Hypoxylaceae
Product: WD40 repeat-like protein
Exons: 7
Coding region: 1-1809 (602 amino acids)
Biological process (GO): carbon catabolite repression of transcription
Cellular component (GO): cell division site; cell tip; nucleus
Molecular function (GO): protein binding
Source: RefSeq, a predicted model, not a curated record